Molecule: messenger RNA, 3833 nt
Organism: Paramuricea clavata
Lineage: Eukaryota; Metazoa; Cnidaria; Anthozoa; Malacalcyonacea; Plexauridae
Source: the annotation of a GenBank genome assembly
CUGAAAUGACUUUUUGAUUUUAUUAGAUAUUCGUGGGAUGAACAGUCAAGUUGUUUUUGCGACGAAUUCUGGCAUAAUUAUCAUCGGUGGAGGUUUAUGUAAACAUCAUAUUUGUAAUGCCAACAUGAUGGUAAGGACGUUGUGCUGCAGUAAAAACCUAAAGCAUAAAAGAACGAGUGUAGAUUAAGAAACUUUAGCCCGAAAUUUAUGCUACUAAACACCUAUUUCUGGGUGGUAUAAUUCCUUAGCCACAAAAAUGAAAGAUUGCCUUAACGGAAAUAAUUCAAGAAGGCGGGUGAAAAGACAACUAUUUUGAAACUGUUAGGAACUCGCACAUUAUGCCGGAAUUUCGUUUAGAAUAAUAAGGGAAUUUUGAAACAAGGAAUAAUAGGCAAAAGCGGGAAUAUUAGGCAAAAGUAUGACGUCAUUGUAUCAACUUAUAUAAUUAGCAUAUUCGCCAUCCGUCCGCGGGCCUGAAGCGCGGCAUGCAAGAAUUUUUUCCCAUUUUUUCCUGGUGCUGGUUGGACUUGAUGUAGAAUAAUUGUGGGAAUAAUAGAAUAAAGUCAAGGGAAUUAAAGAAUAGAAUAUUGGGCAAAUUUUCCAGCGCUCAAUUAUUAGGCGUAAAGUGUGUAUGCUUGUUUCUUGUCAGUAGUCUCCCUCCCAAUAAUUUCUCUGACUAGAGUUUUUAGGAACAGUAAUUUUACAAUGAUGAAAGCAUGGGUGGGCUAUAUUAAACAAAAAUACAUAAAAUGUGAGUUUUUCCUAUUGCUGUGAUUUGCAACAAAAAAGCCUGGUUCACACUAGCAAUUUUGUCGGCGAUUUUCUCCUCCUGACAAAUGCGAAUGAGUUAACUUGCAGCCAAAAGUAUGGAAUCACGAUUUGGUCCUAUACAUUUCUAGGUCUUUUGCACGUCACUCAUUAAGUCACAUCGGUCAGGAGAAGAAAAAUCGUCGACGAAACUGCUAGUGUGAACCAGGCUUUCAGAGUUAAGGGGCUAAUAUGGUAGCAACUAAAUUUCCAUAGUGCCCGUAUAGCCCAUCACCCAUGCAUGACAAAUCGUUAAAUUUUGGUUCAAAUUUGAUCAAAAUUGAAUUUGGAAAAGUUUAAUCGUUUUGCCUGUGGAGGCUUAUAAAAUAACUUGAUGAGUAAUCAGUGCUUGUGUGAUUUAUGCAUGUAUACUAGCGAAGGUAUACAGUCUUUAGGGGGAGUGAUUUCUAUUUUAUUUGUAAUGUCAAAAUUGGGCAUUCAAGUUUUUAGCUUGCUAUUUUUUGUCCUGUAUUUUAGCGUAACGGUGCGGACUUUUCCGUGUUCUUAAAUACUGCACAAGAGUUUGAUGGCAGCGACUCAGGAGCUCGACCUGAUGAAGCUGUCUCGUGGGGGAAAAUUAAACCAACUGCGACUCCAGUAAAGGUAUGCACGGUUACAUUGUUUAGGGGGUGAUACCAGUAUAAUGUCUUAUUAACCGAACGCGAGGUCUGUACAGAGAAAUAUCGGACCGAGGUCUUUUAGUACAGACCGAGCCCGUAGGGCGAGGUUUGUACAAAAAGACCGAGGUCCGAUAUUUCUCUGUACAUACCGAGCAAGCGGGGUUAACAAAAAGUUUAUUAUUUAACAAAUAUAAAACUUUUCCGUAUUGAUAUACAGUUAUAUCAACACGAGUGGAAAUUGGGAACGACAAGUUGUGUGGAAACACGACGCCCGAAGGGCGGAGUGUUUUCACACAAUUUCGAGUUUUCACAAUUUCCACGAGUGUUGAUAUAACUAUAUAUCAAUACAGAAAGAAAUAUAAAGAAAGAAAUUUUCCGACGUUUCCGUGUUGACAUUGAGUUAUAUCAACACGGCUCUUAGCCAAUCAGCGUUCAGAAUUUACAAAUGCUAUAUUAUAAAUGGCAUUUAUAGGCAUUUAUACCAGAGUCCUGAAACAAACAAGAAAUGCACGAUUUGAAACGCAUAUUAGCAGCGUGGUACACAUUUGAUCGAAGAAAACAAAAAAUACCAAUGUAUUCCUUCUUUUCCACUAAAAACCAUUCGCAGAUAUCUUAAUAACAAAUUAAAAAUUAUAAUUUUCAAAUUUUCAAUUAGUUUUGUUGUUUUGUUUUAAAAUGCAUGCGUUUGUUUUUACGUAAUGGACCGCAAUUUGUCCAUUUAUACGGGGAAAUAAUGGACAGUUGAAAGUGCUUCUCAGCCAAUCACCGUCCGCCAUUUCACCGGAAAUGAUGCUUGCCAUAUAAUAAGGUGUGAGUAAACAUCGAGAUUUUAGGACAUCUCGCUCGAUAGAACUAACAGUUGAAGGGUUUUUGUUGAUAGACAUUUUCAGUGCAAUUAUGGCAUGCUAACCUUGUCUCAGGAUAUUAGCCAGGAGAAAAAAUCUUCAAUUUAAUGAAAUUGAAGAUGCAGCAAUAAAUGCAGUAAUAAAUUUACGUGGUGUUUCCACAAACAAUAGUAUUAUAUGUUUUAUCGCCAUGCAGGCCUUAAAAUAUCGGUUGGUCACGGACAUUGUCCAACCCAUUCGUGAAAUUGUCCGACGUAGAAAGGAAACCACCGGACAUUCUGUCCGACCAAAGUGAAACUGAGGUUUAUUGUUUGUCCGACCCGAGUGUAUUGGUGUCCGACCGAACUGUAGCUUUGUCCAACGUAAAUCAAAAUGUACCCUAGCCCAGGACUAGAGGCUUGUAUAUGUUAAAUGGAAAAUCAGAGUACUAUUGUAUGAAAGGUCAACUGGAAAUGUUGUUUUAACAUGGUCGAGCGCGGGGCGGCGAGCGAAAUGGUGAAGUGGAAAACAGGCUUAAGUUACCGAAGUCUUUUUUAAUACUGCUGUUCUGGAAAGCAAGUUAAUUUUGGUUUGGAAAUAAGUAUGAAAGAAACAAAUUAUGUAAUAUGUUUACAACAUUUACCGUUUAUUCAUUUGUGUCAUUCAGACUUAUUUCGAUAUUCCGAGUCAAAACUGAACUGAAGGUCAUCGGACAUAUGUCCGACCCAAACUCAACGUCACCGGACAUUUUGUCAGACGGCCCUGUAGAAGAUAUUUUAAGGCCUGUCGCCAUGCAAACCUACAAAGAACUUAUUAAUGAAAUUGGCAGAUUUAGUCAGUCCCCGACGUCAGUUACAAAAUAUCUUGUAUUGGGCAACAUUUCUUAACUCUGGUCCGAGUUUCACGUAUCUGAAAUGACAUUCUCGUGGCCUAGCGAACGGCGCUUAUUUGCUGAGCUAAAUUGAAACCUUUGAAGUACAAGGAAACUAGACAUAACAGACAAAUACAUGUAUAUUGGGAAAUUGCCAGCUAAAUGUAAAAUUAAUGGGAAAACGGCGUACGACGUCAAUUUUUUAUUUUAGCUAACACCCUCGUACAGUGCGAAGGGCAGUAUAACUAUUAUAUAUUGAAAAGAAUUGAGUUUUAAAACUGUUUUGUAGCCAAUAGAAUUUUAAGGCCCAAUUAUUUUUUUUUCAUUUUAGGUGUACGCUGAGGCGACAUUAGUAUUUCCGUUAUUGGUCGCAGAGACUUUCGUCAAGAACUAUGAUAAUAAGAAGAAAGAUUUAGAAACCAGGAGUUGUAAACAAUAAAAUUCACACGUCAUGCAAAAUACAAGUUAACCUGCCAAGUGAGAUGUAUUAUUUAAAGAGAUAUAAUAAUUUAGUUUGUCUCAUGUGGAAGAACUUUUAAUAUUAUGGGGAGAACCUUUUUACAGCUUCUUCAAAUGUUGUUUAGUUCUCGAAAUAUUUUGACCGAAAUUCACUAUAAACCCGUGAGAAGACCGCCAUCUUUGAUUAUUGUGGCUGUUGUGAUGUAACGAUAUUUAGCCUCGAAAAGUACUCGAUUUAGUACAAAAACAGUG